AUGUAUAUUGUCGAAGAUUUAUUGGGACUGGCCAUCACCUAUCAAUCCACGCCCCUGACGCGCGCGGUCCUGUCUCUGCUGUCGAGCUCGCUGGCUUUUGCGCUAUCUCACGUUGUCUUUUGGACGCCAAUUGCUUUCACCAACAUUCAACUAUUUGGCACGGCGCUCGCGUUGUAUGGUGCCGUUUCGUAUUUGCUCGAUGGACCGCAACCUUCUGCAACACCAGAGCAAGCCAACGACAACAAACAGCCCAGACGGGCAAUAUCGUGGUACAACUGGACCCUUGUUUGCAUCACUUUUGUGCCGCUGUUCGCAUCGAUGAUUUCGCGCGGUCUAGCUCCGAUACCCCAUUCCAAGGGAUCAUAUCUCUGGAAGCCGAAGGAGCCUUGGUACCAGCAAGAGGAGCCGCUGAUUCUGCCCCACCAACACGAUCCGGCCUACAAUACGACCGAGCGCAAGUGGAACAGCACAACCUGUGUCCGGAGGCCGUUGCCAAUUACCUCUACAUACAUCGGCCCGGGCGAGCGACCAGAUUUCCACGCAUUCGAUGAUAUUUUGAUCGUUGUUUUCUUCAGCCACGACCGCUACGAUAUCAAUCUCGAGGGUUAUAGGGAGGUUUACUCCCAGUAUUUCCCCAACAUACUCUUCAUUGGUCCCGCGAGUCGCGAAGACAGAGGAUUUCUGCACUCGUAUGAUGUCGUUCUCGACUCGUACAUGGCGCACGAGGACUUUGAUGCCGGGUGGUUCAAGAUGGGAGGCCGAAUGGCUCACCACAUGUUCUACACCGCCGUCAAAGACUAUCCUUGCUAUGCGGGCUACCUCUGGGCCCCAUUCGAUGCGCUCCUCAACGUCCCGCGGCUGAUGCAGUUCCCGCAGGACCACAUAUGGUACCACAGCCCGUUCGCAACUCGAUUCAUCCCAAACCCGGCGCAAACCCCGAGUAACAGAACAUUGGAGGGCACUGUCGACCAGAUCCCAGUGAAACGCCCGCCGGCAGCGCUAAUUUCUGAUGACUUCAAGACGAAAUAUGGACGGUACGAGAAGACGUCCCGCGCAUGGGGCGUUGGCUGGGAUUAUUGGUGGUGGGGCGAAAAGCACAUGGGGGUCGGCGCCUGUUACAACUAUUACCUUUGGCAGCCGCAGCAUAUGCGCGACCGGCUUGAGGGCUUGACUGGAGGCGAAUAUCGACUCAUUGGCGGGUCUUCCGACACGAUGUACCUCCCCUGGCCACCUCCGCGCCGACUUCCUGGAUGUAUUGGGGACUUUCUUGCGGACGGAGCACUGCCCACGACGCUGCACAUGAUCCUCCCCGUCGACGAGGAGAUUGUGUGGGUCGACCAUUGGUGGAAAAAUCCCCCACCGUGGAACACGACAUAUGUCCGUGACUUGUGGGCACAGGGCUACGAGGUCGAUUCAUUCCACUCUUUCCAUUGGGGCGACAUCCAGGCCGAUGGCUUCUUUGGGCCGAAUAAGAACACAGUGGAGGACAUGAAGACAUUGUUGGCGGACUCGUUUGCGCGGCAGAGGACGUUGUUGCUAGAGGAACGCGCAGGAGAUGGAGUCGACGGCAAUGGUUGA
Messenger RNA from Mycena indigotica, 1578 nucleotides. RefSeq lists its product as uncharacterized. NCBI's taxonomy places the organism in Eukaryota, Fungi, Basidiomycota, Agaricomycetes, Agaricales, Mycenaceae. The coding region runs from base 1 to 1578 and encodes 525 amino acids. The record is from RefSeq and is a predicted model, not a curated record. The transcript is spliced from 8 exons.